AUGUAAAUCCUCCAAAAUGAUGUAUUCAAGAUGAAAUAGAUAAUUGUAAAGGCCAAUAGCUUAUUCCCGUCUAAGUAAACAUAACAAAACAAAGAUAUUAACUCAAAAACUGUGCUUAUAUUCCUCUACCAAGAAGAUCUCAUUGAAAGAUAGUCGUAUCUCACAAAUCUAUCAUCAUACUCAUGUACAGAUUGA
This is a messenger RNA of Tetrahymena thermophila SB210, 195 nucleotides long. RefSeq lists its product as hypothetical. The transcript has 2 exons. The record is from RefSeq and is a predicted model, not a curated record. Lineage: Eukaryota; Ciliophora; Oligohymenophorea; Hymenostomatida; Tetrahymenidae.